CAUAGGAAGUAUCCCCACCAGCAGAAUGUCUUUGACAGUGCUUGACCCUGCUCCGAUCGAGGAUUUCACAUUUACCAAAGAUCAGUGGCAGCCGAGAUACAGACAAAGAAUCCUAAAAGGAAACACCAGUCUCGAUAGAAAUAUUGAAGAAGAUGGUCAGUCCUCCGAAGAAGCUAAAGCAACAGCCAGCGAUGACAAGGAACCAUCGCCUGUCGUUCCAUGCAAACGUCAAAAAUCGGACGACCAAGUUGUAGCUUCGCGAGUGAAGGAUUUAGCUCAUCAAUCUAACAUUAUGUAUUAA
Molecule: messenger RNA, 301 nt
Organism: Candidula unifasciata
Lineage: Eukaryota; Metazoa; Mollusca; Gastropoda; Stylommatophora; Geomitridae
Source: the annotation of a GenBank genome assembly